AUGGCAGAGUCAAAAACUACUGAAGUUGAAACCCCUCCAGAAGAGCCAUCCAAGGCUACUACAAACGCAGAUGUUGUUACUGAUACUGCUACAACACUAAAUCCUGAGCUAACACAAUCCAAAGAUGUUGCACAAUCUCAAACAGAUGGCUCAAGUGACAAUGCCAAAACAGAUGCUGCUGCUUCUGAUGCAGCAGCUUCUGUGGGGUUAACCGAGAAAGAGAACAUUAACACAACAAUCACUCAAGAAGCAGCAAAGCCAAAUGAAGUUACAAGUGAGAUUGGUUUACCUCGUGUAAAGAUCACAGAAGCCACUGUAGGGACAACAAGGAAUGGUGGGUCACCUAAAGUGCUCUCGUCUCCAAGAUCCUCAGGAUCACCGGUGAGCACUGGAACGCCGAAAAACAUGGACUCGCACAAAGGUUUAAUCGACACCGCAGCGCCGUUUGAGUCAGUUAAAGAAGCUGUUUCGAAAUUCGGAGGCAUCACUGACUGGAAAUCUCACCGGAUGCAAACAGUAGAGAGACGCAAGCUUAUAGAAGAAGAGCUUAAGAAGAUCCAAGAAGAGAUACCAGAGUACAAAACACACUCGGAAACCGCGGAGGCUGCGAAGCUUCAAGUGCUCAAGGAGCUAGAGAGCACAAAGAGACUCAUAGAACAGUUGAAGCUUAAUCUGGAGAGGGCACAAACAGAAGAGCAACAGGCCAAGCAGGACUCUGAGCUUGCUAAGCUGAGGGUUGAGGAGAUGGAGCAAGGAAUCACCGACGAUGUCAGUGUCGCAGCUAAAGCACAACUUGAGGUGGCUAAGGCAAGGCAUGCAUCAGCAAUCACAGAGUUGCAUUCUGUCAAGAAGGAGCUUGAGACUCUACAUAAGGAGUAUGAUUCUUUAGUGAAAGAUAGAGACGUGGCUGUGAAGAGAGUUGAAGAAGCAACGUUGGCAUCAAAAGGGAUUGAGAAGACAGUUGAAGAACUAACCAUAGAGCUCAUAGCUACAAAGGAGUCGCUUGACUCAGCGCAUGCUUCUCAUUUGGAAGCUGAAGAACAGAGGAUUGGAGCAGCCAUGGCUAGAGACCAAGACACUCACCGUUGGGAGAAGGAGCUGAAGCAAGCGGAAGAGGAGCUCACAAAGCUUAACCAGCAGAUGGUUUCUUCAAAGGAGCUGAAAUCAAAGCUUGACACUGCCUCAGCGCUGCUUCUUGAUUUGAAGGCGGAGCUUGUAGCUUACAUGGAAUCCAAGCUAAAGCAAGAAGCGUGUGACUCAAGCAAAAACAGUGAGAACGUGAGCCAUCCUGAUUUACACGCAGCUGUGACCUCUGCAAAGAAGGAACUUGAGGAAGUCCAAGCGAAUAUUGAGAAAGCAGCCGCCGAAGUGAACUGCUUGAAAGUAGCGUCCUCUUCCUUGCAAGUGGAGCUUGAGAAAGAAAAGUCUGCUCUUGCCUCAAUCAAGCAAAGAGAAGGAAUGGCUUCUAUAGCAGUGUCUUCUCUAGAAGCUGAGAUAGACAGAACGAAGACGGAGAUAGCUUCUGUUCAGUCAAAGGAGAAAGAAGCCAGAGACAAAAUGGUGGAGCUGCCAAAACAACUUCAGCAAGCAGCAGAAGAAGCUGAUGAAGCAAAGUCUCUCGCUGAAGUUGCUCGUGAAGAGCUGCGAAAGGCUAAAGAAGAAGCUGAGCAAGCGAAAGCUGGAGCAAGUACAAUGGAGAGCAGGCUCUUUGCUGCGCAGAAAGAAAUCGAAGCAGCUAAAGCUUCGGAGCGGCUUGCUUUAGCUGCCAUCAAGGCUUUGGAGGAGAGCGAAUCAUCAACAUUGAAGGGUAACGACGUUGAUUCUCCAAGAAGCGUUACACUCUCGCUAGAAGAGUACUACGAGCUAAGCAAACGUGCUCACGAGGCAGAAGAGCUAGCGAACGCGAGAGUAGCAGCAGCGGUUUCUCGGAUAGAGGAAGCUAAAGAGACAGAAAUGAGAAGCUUAGGGAAGCUGGAAGAAGUGAACAGAGACAUGGAUGCGAGAAAGAAAGCAUUGAGAGAAGCAACUGAGAAGGCUGAGAAGGCGAAGGAAGGGAAGUUGGGGGUGGAACAAGAGCUGAGGAAGUGGAGGGAAGAGCAUGAACAGAAGAGAAAGGGUGGUGAUGGAGUUAACUCUGAGAAAAUCCAAAGAGCAAGCUCUGAAGGAGCAAAGGAGGUGAUUAAGUUGGAGCAAUCACCUGAGGCUGAUGUUUAUGCCUCAAGCCCGAGUGAGUCGUAUGGAACAGAUGAUUACUCUGAAACCAAUCAGUUCCCACCAACAAAGCCUGGAAAGAAGAAGAAGAAGAAGCUUUCUUUCCCUCGGUUUUUUAUGUUCUUGUCAAAGAAGAAGUCACAGAGUUGA
Messenger RNA from Microthlaspi erraticum, 2361 nucleotides. NCBI's taxonomy places the organism in Eukaryota, Viridiplantae, Streptophyta, Magnoliopsida, Brassicales, Brassicaceae. The record is from the annotation of a GenBank genome assembly.